Molecule: messenger RNA, 3319 nt
Organism: Aricia agestis (brown argus)
Lineage: Eukaryota; Metazoa; Arthropoda; Insecta; Lepidoptera; Lycaenidae
Gene: SREBP
Product: sterol regulatory element-binding protein 1
Exons: 17
Coding region: 126-3245 (1039 amino acids)
Biological process (GO): regulation of transcription by RNA polymerase II
Cellular component (GO): nucleus
Molecular function (GO): RNA polymerase II cis-regulatory region sequence-specific DNA binding; DNA-binding transcription factor activity, RNA polymerase II-specific; protein dimerization activity
Source: RefSeq, a predicted model, not a curated record
AUGAGUCUAUCGAAAACGUAAACAAGUGCAUGCAUUGUGAAAUGAAGAAUAAUAUUUUAGUAAUAUUUAAUUUAAAAAUGUUAAAAGUGUCUUGAAGGCCUAUUAACUAUAAAAGAUACAUUAAUAUGGAUUGCGACCAGAGCUUUUUAAACAAUGACGUUUUUAACGUCAAUGAUAUAGCUGAAAUAGAAGAUUUUCUAUCCGGCUGCGAUGGAGAUUUCAUGAAGAAACUAGAGGAGGAGCUAUCAACAGUUGAUGGCGAAUCUGAUCUAAUAAGUGUGGACACCAAGUACAACACAAUCGUACCUUCCCCACAAGUAUCGCCCUAUUACAGCACAUCUAAUCCGUUAGUAUCACAACAUCCCACCAAUAGAAAUGCCCAGUUUCAAGAUCACUCCAAAACAAUUCCCGAUCUGGGGGCUUAUAAAAGAAUCGAAGCGCAGAACUUGCAACCAAAGGAGGAAGCUAAACCUGAAAAACCCCAGACACAACCAGUGCAAACACCAAUGAUCGUUCAACAAGUACCAAAUUCCCUGUUUGUGAAUUUAGCACAAUUACAAAAAGUUAAUGAUGGACGAGGCUCAAUUGUGCAGUUGGAGAACCCGCAGAAAUCAAAUCCGCCUAUUAAACCACAAGCUAAAAGUCAGCCUUUGCUCCUUCCCCAUAAUGGUCAAAGAGUCACACCUGUGAUUAUAAAAACCUCAGACGCAAACUUCUCUCCUGUGAUAUUACAAUCCAAUAUUAUUAACCCUGAAACACAAACUUUAAUGUACACAACUGCACCUAUUCAGGGUGCACAGCAACCGAUCAUAGCACAUGACAAAUCAAGCAAUGAAAACACACCAAUACACACAUUCUUCACAAGUAACACAACCCCAACAUUGCUAACUACAGUACCGGUAGUUCUCGAUGGAGACAAAAUAGCUUUCGCUCAUCAUCCAAACGGACAGCCUAAAGUUAAGGAGGUGAAAAGAAGUGCACAUAAUGCAAUAGAAAGGAGAUAUAGAACAAGCAUUAAUGAUAAAAUUGUAGAACUUAAGAAUAUGUUAGUGGGAGAGGAGGCUAAGUUAAACAAAUCAGCAAUAUUAAGAAAAACAAUAGACUACAUAAAAUAUUUAAGAAAUCAAAAUGCCAGAUUAAAACAAGAGAAUAUGCAACUGAAACUGGUUUGCCACAAGUCAGGAGUCAAAGACUUCACACUUGAUGGCCCGUACACACCACCACACAGCGAUAUUAUGUCACCAUACCAUUCACCACUCGGAGCCCUUAGUCAUGAAAGCGAUUCUCCCUCAUCUCCGGAAUGCAGUAAAUCUGAUGAUAGGUAUACAAAGAUUGUAAUGGGAAUGGGUGAUCACUCUAGAUUGGCUCUCUGUGCGUUCAUGGUUGGCCUAUUAGCAUUCAACCCCUUCAGUGCAUUCUUUGGUAGUUUCAUGAUGGAAUCAACCUCAGCAGACUAUUCAACGAGAUUGGACCAGAGGCGAAUAUUGUCAGAAGAUGAUCUAAAUCCUGAUCUGACAUGGGGCAUUUGGAUGUUCAACACUUUUAUAAUAUACUUUAUAAACACUCUCAUAUUGAGCGGCUGUUUGAUAAAACUUCUGGUGUACGGAGAUUCUGUUCCCAAAUUCGACUCUAAAGAGGCAAAACAAUUUAAAGAACACAAAGCAAACGCCGAGCAGUUUCUUAAAAAAGGUGACUUAACAAAUGCUCGUACGGAGUUACACAGCUCUCUAGCGGUGUGUGGCAAGAGCGUACAAGGCGGUCAGGGUAGAGCCAAAUAUUCCGCGCUCAUGUCUGCUGUGCUAAGACAAUUUCUGCAACGGAUGCCCUUUGGAGGUUUCCUGGCGAGACGUGCAGGGGAUUUGUGGAGUGAUAGUUCAACCAGAAAGGCGACUAAACGGUGGGCGGCGGAAGUGGCAAACGUUUCUCAUCAGCUCGCUCAACUUGAGGUUCUAUCGAGUAACGUCGGUCGCAGCGAGAAAGUGCUACUGGCGUUGCAAGCGAUCAACUUCGCUGAAGUGGCGGACGACAAACAGCUACUAGCCGAGACGUACGCCACCGCCGCUGUUGUGUUCAAGGACUAUAUGCCAAAGUUCGGGAACUGGUUGUGCGGUUACUACCUGCGUGCGUGUGCGUCUGCCGCGCCGUCAUGUCGCGCCAGCGUGCGUGUACGCUGGGUUGCGAGCGCGCGCGGCGCUCGGUUCGUGCGUACGCGUCGCUGGACUUAUGAGCGUGCGGCGUCGCUGUUCGCGAACGAGCCGCGCCGACCCGACCCGCUCGCGUAUGCUAUGCGGGCGUACCACCUCGAAUUGCUGCAGAAGAGUCUCCACAUGCUGCUGUGUCCGGACGAGAGGAACAACACCCGGCAUGUUCUGGAGCUCAUCGAGCUGAUCACCAACGACGUGUCCACCGGCGCACCGCAUCAUACUGGUUGCUGGGACCCGGUUUUGGAGUGGUGGGCGAACAUAGUGGGUCUGGCGGCGGCGUGGCUGCUGGCCGACAUGCCCAAGGCCGCGGACAUCGCUGACAGGUUGACGCUGCCCGACGAACUCGCAAACUGCGAGGAUCCGCUGCCCGGCGCGCUGCAUAUGGCGUACAAAAGCAGGCGUGGACUGCUGAGUCUCGCACACUGCAAUGAAGAUUCGCUCGAGAGGACGUCCGAAACUAUACUCAAGGUUUGCGACAUUGCGGGAGCCCGGUUAGCAGAUUCUUUGGCCUACUACUGUUGCCGUAAGCCAACGCAGUUGAUGCUGCUGCUGCAGGUGCUCUGCUGCGACUGGGUGCUGGAGGUGCGCGCGGGGGUAUGGGAGGCGCGGGGGGCGGCGCGCCCCGAACAGCUGGAUGCGUUCUCGCGCGACCUGCACUCGCUGCGCCGCCUGGAGCAGACGCUGCCCUGGGUGUCGGGGCGCGUGUUCCUGCACGCAGCUGUGUGCCGCAUGAUGGCGGGCGCGGCGCCGCGCCGCACGCAGCAGCUGCUAGAUGGCAGCGUGCGUGCGCGCCCGCACCGCUCCUCACUCAUAUGCGGGAAAGAACGAGCUUUGGAAAAUGGCGGGGGAGAGGGUGAACGCGCGGUGGCGUUGUACAUGGCAUGCAAACAUUUGCCGACCGCCGUGCUAGCGGCGCCGGGCGAGCGCGCGGGCAUGCUUGCUCAAGCGGCAGCAACACUACAGAAGAUCGGCCACAGGAGCCGCCUGCCGCACUGUUACCAUCUCAUGAAGUCGGUCGGGUCGUUGCCUACUGCGUCCUAGUUUUGACCUGACGUCCACAGCCCCCUUAUGUAACUUUGAUGAACAUGAACUUCGUUGUUUAUUACAAUUUUGAC